Molecule: messenger RNA, 1914 nt
Organism: Scylla paramamosain (green mud crab)
Lineage: Eukaryota; Metazoa; Arthropoda; Malacostraca; Decapoda; Portunidae
Product: chitinase-3-like protein 1
Exons: 10
Coding region: 103-1572 (489 amino acids)
Biological process (GO): carbohydrate metabolic process; chitin catabolic process
Cellular component (GO): extracellular region
Molecular function (GO): chitin binding; chitinase activity
Source: RefSeq, a predicted model, not a curated record
GUGCACAGGCUGGGAAAACACACCUGCACGCGGCCCUCCAGGUGAGUAUAUAAGCAGGCAGGGCGGGCAGGUAAGGCACAUAACUGCCGACCUCAAGGCAUCAUGAAGUUGCUCCUGCCUCUCCUGGGUUGCCUCGCCCUCUCGCUCUCCCUCACAGAGGGCGUUAUGGUGUGCUACUACGGGUCCUGGGCCGUGUAUCGUCAGGGUGAUGGCAAGUUUGACAUUGAAGACAUCGACCCCAACAUUUGCACGCAUUUGAUCUUCGGCUUCGCGGGUCUCGGCUAUGACAACAAAAUCAGAGUGCUUGACCCGUGGAAUGAGCUGUGUGACAACUACGGCAAGUGUGGCUAUGAUCGCUUCAACGCCCUGAAGAAGAAGAACACCAACCUUGUCACCAUCCUUGCUGUGGGCGGCUGGAACGAGGGAUCUGCCAAGUACUCCAAGAUGGCAGCCAGCGCAGCUACUAGGAAGAUCUUCGUGGACUCCAGCGUCGAGCUGCUGAAGGAGCACGGGUUUGAUGGUCUUGACAUGGACUGGGAGUACCCGACCCAGCGUGGAGGCGCCCCCGAGGACAAGGAGAACUUCAUCCUUCUGCUCAAGGACCUGAAGGAGGCCCUGCACGCUAAUGGAAUGAUGCUGACGGCUGCUGUGUCUGCGGGCAAGUUAACCAUCGACCCCGCCUAUGAUGUCCCGGGCAUGGCUCAGCAACUGGACAUGGUCAACCUGAUGGCCUAUGACCUGCAUGGUGCCUGGGACACCUACACCCACCACCAGUCUGGCCUCUACGCUCACCCCGAUGACACUGGCGACAACCUCUACCUUAACCAGGACUUCGCUGUCAGGUACUGGAUUGAGAAGGGCAUGCCGGCCAGCAAGAUCACCCAAGGCGUUCCUCUGUACGGCCGCUGCUGGACUCUGAAGAAUGGAGACAACACUGGCUACUACGCUCCCGCCCCCCAGCCUGGCAUGGCAGGACCCUACACCAGGACUCCAGGAUUCUUGGGUUACAAUGAGAUCUGUGAGGGAAUCUUGGAUGGCUGGACAGUUGUCAACGAUCCUGCCAUGCACGAGCCUUACGUGUAUAGCCUGGAGCAUAACCGCAUCUGGUGUUCCUACGAUGAUCAGGACUCUGUGAAGACCAAGGCUAAUUACGCCAAGGAACACGGUCUGGCUGGCAUGAUGGUCUGGAGUAUUGAGACUGACGACUUCAAGGGCAAGUGUGGCCGCACCUUCAACCUCAUCAAGACCAUGGUGGAGACCUUCACCGGCUCUGAGAUCACCCCUGGCCCCACUCCUUCCCCCACCACCCCUGACCCUGACGCCACCACCACCAAGCCAGUCACCAAGCCUCCCACGCCGCCCCCAACUGACAAGUGCAAGGCUCCCGGCAUCAACGCUGAUCCCGGGAACUGCCACCACUACUACCUAUGCUCUCAGAACACCGAGGGCGGGUAUGAUGCUGUGGUGGAGGAGUGUGCCCCGGGAACUCUCUUCAACGCCAAUGCUUACAUCUGUGAUUGGGACCAUGUUGUCUGCGCCAUCCCCGGAAUGUGCCCCAACGACUGUCCCUAGAGAGCGCAUGCGCCAGCACGCACCGUCCCUACUUGUGCACCAGUGCCUGUGAAGCCUCGAAGCGUCACACUCGCUAUGGAGACUUUAUUUAAUCUUUUUCUUCUUUCACCGUCAUUAGCAGUAUGUUUUCCUUUCAAACUCUGUGAGAUCUUAGAAUAUCAGGUUUUCCUUUAAGGUUCAUAAUGUUAAGAGCAAGUUUGUGUGGCUUGGAUGUCCAUAUCAGGGAGCAGCAGACGGGACGGUGGUGGAGUGUUAGAUCAAUGCGAGAAAACCAAAAGGAAUCACUGCCAUUACUGUAUUUCAAGUAUUGAUCUGUAAUGAAAGAAAUAAAAUAUAGAAAAA